Chelonia mydas (Green sea turtle) is the source of this 2617-nucleotide messenger RNA. Its product is annotated as organic solute transporter subunit alpha-like. Gene Ontology annotation, biological process: transport. The record is from RefSeq and is a predicted model, not a curated record. Bases 602 to 1909 code for a protein of 435 amino acids. Lineage: Eukaryota; Metazoa; Chordata; Testudines; Cheloniidae. The transcript is spliced from 6 exons. Gene Ontology annotation, molecular function: transporter activity.
AAUAAUUUGCAUUAUCACCAGGAUCAGGUCCCCUGUCACAGUGGGUGCCGCAUGGACUGAGAUUGGGGGCCUCCAUUAUGCCAGGUGCCUCACAGACACCCCAGCUGGGAGCGGAGCCCCAUCACGCCAGGAGCUAGAGUAACCCGCUCGACCCCACUCCCCUCCCAGAGCUAGGGAUGGAACCCAGGGGUUGGGAGCUCUCCAUCUAGUGGCAGAGAGUUCCACAGGCCUCAGUCACCGAACCGUUCGCCGCUGCCCAGCCAGUGCAGGAAUCCGGACUUGGACCCCGUUACCUGGCGCUCGCACCUGGGCUGGGUCAAUGAUUAAUUAAUAUGGUGACUAACGAGGAAGGCUCCUUCCGGGGGAGGGAAGAGGCCAGGGGAAGCUGGAAACAGAGAAUCAAGGACGCCGGGUGGUGUCUGAAGAGAGGGGAGCCGAGGGAGGGGAGGGCAGAAAUGGCACGACCCCAAAACUGCACCCACCACAGCGGCCAGUUCCCCCUGUCCUCAGAGAUCCUCCAAGGUGGGACCCAGGCGUCCGGGCACCCCGAGGACCAGAGUGGGGGGUAACAUGCAGCCAUGGGGGAGGGAAUCAGGCCCGAAUGGUGGGGGAGUCCCUGGGGGAGUCCCUGGGGGAGGGGAAGGGGUCAGCCAGGGGUGGGCACUUGGGGGGAGCAGGAGCUCAGGCUCACCGCUCCCCCCUCUCUGCCUUCGCCUUCUGCCCCCCAGUGUUCCAAGCCCAGCUGUGGAUCUUCCUCAUUCCCACGGCCCUGGGCCUGGUGCAGCUGGGCCUGUUCCUGGAGCAGACGGGCUUCUUUCUACGCCGCCUGGGUGCCUCCCGCAGAACCACUCUCUCCCUCUGGAUCCUGGGGGUCUACCCGGUGUUCAGCAUCAUGUCCCUUAUUGGCAUGUACAUCCCCCGAUCCUCCUUCGUCUGUAACUUUGUUGCUAACAUCUACCACUCCAUCACCCUGUGGAAAUUCCUGGACCUGGUGACCGAUUUCUUCGGGGGCUCGGCCCGCAUGGUCCAGCGUCUGCAGGGGCAGCAGGUGGCCCCCAACCCCUUCCCUUGCUGCUGCUGCUGCUGUCUCCCCAACAUUUCCACCAGCUGGUCCAACCUACGCUGGAUGACCCUGGCCGUGUACCAGCUGUCCCUCAUCAGGACCAUCCUCUUCUUCAUCACGCUCACCCUCUGGACCGACGAGAAGUACGGCUACGGUGAUGUGAGCUACACCAACCCCAACUCCUACAUCAACGCCAUCAUCUGUAUCUCUACCUUGCUGUCCUUCUAUGGCUACCUGCUCUUCUACAAGGCCACCAAGCCGGCCCUGGCUGGCUACAACCUGCGUUCCAAGUUCGUCUGCAUCAUCCUGGUCCUUGUUGUCUGCGGCCUACAGAGCGGCAUCCUGGAGACCAUGGGGGCUCUGGGGGCCAUUCCCUGCCAGCCUCCGCUCUCGGCUGAUACCCGCUCCCAGAUUAUCUAUUACUACUCCCUGGUGGUGGAGAUGUUUCUCAUCAGCCUCUUCGCCCAUUACUGUUUCCGACGGGACGAGCUCACCCCGGAGAGCCCCACCAGCACCAGGAACCAGGCCUCCCAGACGCAGGCGCCCCCUAGUGGCUCUGGGGAGGACAGCGCCUCCCUGACAGGCCUCAACCCCUGCUACUCCCCCGAUGAGAGCCUCUGCCGAAUCGAGCACACGCCGUUGGAUCGCUUCCAUUUCAGCCCCAGCUUCCCCCGACCCGGAGGCGGGCUGGGCCAGGGCUGGCCCGUUGGAACUCCCCCAGGGGCCCUCGAGAUGGGAGAGCUGGGUACCGGGGUCCCUGUGAAUGGGUCUCCCCCCAGGGAAACCAAAGCCCAUCCCAACAGAGUCCAGAACCACCCGUGUGCCCAUGAUGUCACCAUGGUAUAAGCAGGACCCCACCCCACGUGGGACAGGGAGCAGGCAGAGGUGGAAAACAGAUGGCGUUAACCUGCGGAACUCCCUGCUACAGGAUACUACAGGAGGCGACGCUUCCCAAUGGGAAGGGAACUGGUUGACCCCCAGAAAGAAUGGGGAUGAGCCAGGAGCUGGAGAUCGAGUGCUAAGUGCUGUUGUAUAAUUGAGGUGAUCUAGGGAACCCCUGCACUUACAGAUAGUGGGGGAUGUGAAACUGCUGUGUCACAGAAGGCCUCUCUGUCUGCCUCUCACGGCCACUAAGUCUUGAAGCAGAUACCUUCCCAGAGGACGCAGCGGAAGUGCCACUCAGCGAACUAGAGCAGGAGAGGGGCACCUGUGUUAUUUUUUGGGGUGUCUGCAUUAUGUCUUGUUAAUAUCAUGUCUGACCCCACUUCCCUGGCUGCAUCUAGGGCAAUCAAAGGAGGCUCAGAGUACGCAGACCACCAGCUCUUUGGAGCGGGGCCUGUCAUUCUGUUCUGUGUUUGUACAGGGCCACAGGGGAGCAGGCCAGAGCUGGGGGCGCUCCAUUAAUGCACAAAAUAAAGCAACCCCAUGGCUGAGACAGUCUCUCCAGUGCCAGCUUCAAAGGGGCUAAGGCAACAACGGGUGGGCUGCUAACCGAGGGAAGAAGCUACCGCCGUUAACCAGCAGAACUCCCUGCUCCAUGAUAUCCCUGAAGGG